Messenger RNA from Elaeis guineensis (African oil palm), 1393 nucleotides. Its product is annotated as BURP domain-containing protein 3. The record is from RefSeq and is a predicted model, not a curated record. Lineage: Eukaryota; Viridiplantae; Streptophyta; Magnoliopsida; Arecales; Arecaceae.
GCCACCUUCCUUCUAUAAAUAACCACACUUACUUUUCUUUUCUUCCACUCCUUGCUCUUGUGGAGUAAUACUGUCUUUUUUCUCCAUUGUUUCCUCUGUGGCCUAUCUAUCAUCCGCAUGGAUCGCUCCCUACUUCUCCUUUCUUUCCUCUUGCUAGCAGCAGCAGUGGGCCAUGCAGCCCUAUCUCCCCAGCUCUACUGGCACUCAGUUCUCCCCAACACCCCCAUGCCAAAAGCCAUCAGCAACAUCCUGAGCCCUGAUGCGUUUGCUGACGAGAAAGCGGGAACAUCUGUCAGCGUAGGGAAGGGAGGUGUGUAUGUGAACGCAGGGAAGGGAAAGCCCGGCGGCACCACCGUCGGCGUUGGCCGGGGCGGCGUUGGCGUUCAUGUCAGCCCCGCAAAUGGAAAGCCCGGUGGCACCAAUGUCAGUGUGGGAAACGGUGGAGUCAGCGUAAACACUGGUUACCCGAAGAAGAAGCCGGUGGUGGUCAACGUGAGGCCUGGAAACUCGCCCUUCUCUUACAUAUAUGCCGCCACCGAAACCCAACUCCAUGACGACCCCAACGUCGCCCUUUUCUUCUUGGAGAAGGACCUCCGCCCCGGCGCCAAGAUGAACCUCCACUUCACCCAAACCAACUCCGGCGCCACCUUCCUUUCCCGCCAAGAGGCCGACUCCAUCCCCUUCUCUUCAUCCAAGCUCCCGGCGAUCCUCCAUCAAUUCUCGAUAGAAUCGGACUCCAUCGAAGCCGAGGCGAUGAAGAAGACGCUUAAAGAGUGCGAAGAGCCGGCAGUGGGCAGCGAGAAGAAGUACUGCGCCACCUCGCUGGAGUCCAUGGCGGACUUCAGCACGUCGACCCUCGGAACGCACGACGUCAAGGCCAUUUCGACCACGGUGGACAAGGAGGGGACGCCGGCGCAGCAAUACACGAUAAGGGCAUCUGGUGUGCGGAGGAUGGCGGGGACGGAGCUGGUGGCGUGCCACCCGGAGGCCUAUCCGUAUGCCGUGUUCUACUGCCAUGCGACGACGGCGGCGAGGGCAUACACGGUGGAGAUGGUGGGGAAGGACUGGACGAAGGUGGAGGCGGUGGCGGUGUGCCACACCGACACCAAGGCGUGGAACCCCAAGCACCUGGCCUUCCAGGUGCUCAAGGUGAAGCCCGGGACGGUGCCCGUCUGUCACUUCUUGCCACAGGAUCAUGUGGUGUGGAGCCGCAGCAGUUAGAGGAGCGGCCGCUUCACUCGUUGAUGGAGCUCCUCAUCACCCACUGCUUCAUGGUUUAUGGAGGGCUCCGUACGUGGCAUCUUUUAGCCUGCACGUUGGAUUUUAUUUUUAUACAUGUGUGGUGUGGGUUACACGGUAGUGUGUUGUAUGAAAUGGCUGGCUCUGUCUAUUA